AUGAAGACCGAAUGGGAGACGUCCGGCGCGAACUCCUCCAACCUUACGGACGACAGUAAUGACAUUGCACAGUCGGUUGAAAGCGAGCCGAACGAUGACGACGAGGCGUCAGAGGAGCAGGGUGACCCUAUCGAAGAGUACAACAUACCUCCCCCAGAGAUACAUGAAGAAGAUUAUAGCACUGGGCCCGAAGAUGUUCAAGCCGCAAGGAAAAGCGCACGUUCACAGAGGAUGCCCUCUUCCGUUCGUCCAUCAGAGACGACCAUUGCUCAGGAAACGAGGCGUUCUACCCAGGUGAAAAAGAAAAGCCAGAUAUUCUCACAAGAUGCCGAAGAGGAGGAGGAGCUGGAGGAGGAGGAGGUGGAGGAGGAUGAAGAGAAGCCAAUUACGACGAUUAGCAGUAAUAGAGGACGUCUGUCCUCCGGUGCAAAUCAUACGGCCCGCCUGGAGGAAGAUCCAAAUGCGGAAUUCAUGGACACCUUGCACGAAAGUAGAAACAGCGUGACGCUUCGUGGAAGUUAUCUGAUGCCGACAGAUGAAGCGUCAGUCCGAAAUUCGAUCAGGAAGUCUUCCAAAUCCGUAAACGGUCCAUUAAGGGAAUCUACUCGUUCGCAUUCACCUUCCAUCAACGGUUCGACUAGGGAUUCCACCAGGUUGCAUGCGGACUCCAUCAACAGCUCAAGGAGGGAAUCUGCUAGUUUACAUGCGGACUCGAUCAACGGUUCGAGGAGGAAACCCUCUAGUUUGCAUCCAGCAUCCGUCAACGGUUCGACGAGGGAUUCCACCAGGUUGCAUGCGGACUCGGUCAAUAGCUCAAAGAGGGAGUCUACUAGUUUGCAUACAGCCUCGGUAAACAGUUCGAUCAGGAAGCCUACGAGUUUGCAUGCAGACUCCGCCAACGAUUCGGUUAGGAAGCCUACCAGUUUACAUUCAGUCACUGCCAACGGAUCAGUCAGGAAGUCUACUAGUUCGCAUCCAGCCUCUGUCAACGGAUUGAGCAGGAAGCCUGCCAGUUUGAAUACAGCGUCCGUCAAAGGUUCGAUGAGGGAAUCUGCCAGUUUUCAGGAAGUCGCCCCCAAUGGUUCAAUGAGGGAAUACACUGAUUUACAUGCGAGUUCUGCCAACAUUUCGACGAGGGAGUCUACUGGUCUGCGUGUAGCUCCGGUUAAUAGUUCAUUCUUGGAGCCCACAGCUUCUAUUAACGAAUCGUUCAGAGAGCCGACUAGUUUUCACGCAGCGUCAACAAGUGGUUCGAUCAGGCAACCGACCAGUUUGUUUGCACCAUCUGUCAGCGGUUCUAUCAGGGAGUCGAUCAGUUUGCAUGGGGCCUCGAUCAACGGCUCGAUCAGAGAACCGACCAGUUUGCAUGCACCAUCUGUCAAUGGCUCGAUCAGGGAGCCGACCAGUUUGCAUGAGGCCUCGAUCAGAGAGCCGACUAGUCUGCAUUGGGCCUCGACCAACGGUUCGAUCAGAGAUCCGACCAGUUUGUAUGCACCAUCUGUCAAUGGCUCGAUCAGGGAGCCGACCAGUUUGCAUGAGGCCUCGAUCAGAGAGCCGACCAGUCUGCAUUGGGCCUCGAUCAACGGCUCGAUCAGAGAUCCGACCAGUUUGUAUGCACCAUCUGUUAGUGGGUCGAUCAGGGUGCCGACCAGUCUGCAUGAGGCCUCCGUCAAUGGUUCAGUUAGGGAGCCGACUAGUUUGUAUGCACCAUCGGUCAACGGUUCAGUUGGGGAGCCUACCAGUCUGCGUGGGACCUCGGUCAACGGUUCGAUCAGAGAGCCGACCAGUCUGUAUGCGGGGUCAAUUGGCGAUCCAGACAGGCAGCCAACCAGUUUGUAUGAGGCCUCGGUCAACGGCUCGAUCCGAGAGCCGACCAGUUUGUAUGCGGGAUCAGUUGGCGAUCUGGACAGGGAACCAAGGAGUUUGUAUGCACCCUCGGUUAACGGGUCUAUCAGGGAGCCGACCAGUUUGUAUGGAGCGCCGGCCAACAGUUCAAUCAGGUGGACAAUCCACCCUCAUACGACGUCAAUCAACAGCCAGGCUAGAGAGUCCGCCAGCUGGUAUGCAGAACCAGGCAGUGGCUCGAUCAGGAGGUCUACUAAUUCUAUACUUUCAGUACCACGCGCAGACUCUGUGGCUGCUGACGAUGAAGAUGCCCCUCCCCUUAUUCCAGACACAAGUUUGCGCGAGACUCUAUCCGUAAUCCGAGAGAGCAUCCGCAGCAUGAAUGACAUGAGAGCCUCAUUAAUGAGCCAUUCAGUGGCAUCAGCAGCUCAAUCGUUGUACACACCUCCAAGGCCACGAUCAAUGCGUCAGAAGAGUAGUGCAUCCACACUAAGAGACAUCGAGGAAAUACGAAAGAGUGUACGCUCUCUGGCGAGUCGGCGGCAAACAGCCAACGAACCGGCUUCUACUCAAUCUCGAGUCCUUCAGGUGGUCGAUGCAAAGACGGGCACUAGUUUCUUGGCCGAAAAGACGGGUAAUAUUAUUACUCCCCUGGUGCCUCCGCGUAGAUGCAAGAAGAAGAAGACGAAGCCAUGCAGCUGCUGUUCUGAUCGUUGCUGCGAGUCCUGUUGUUCCUGCGUGAGCGACAGUGUGGGUGAUGGGUGUGGGGGCUGCUGUUGCUCAUGCAAGCCUGUCCUACCCAAGAUCUCUGAGGCAGCCAGCAAGCAGUUGGUGCGGGUUAUGGACAUGAUGGAUCGAUAUAGUCGAGUAGAUUCCAAGGUCUUCAGAGUGCUUCGGCAGGUGAGACGGAUUCGCCAGCAGAAGGAGUACUGUCGAAAGUUGGCAGAGGAGGAGGCGAAACGGCAACUCCAGUGGCAGCAGUGCAUUGAAUCGCAGGUGCUGGCAGCAAUGGAGCUUUGCGACGUCAAUUUGGAUCAGAACUGUUCCGCACAACCGGGCCCCGAGGCAGUACUGCCCCCGCCAUUGCCACAGACGUCCUCCUGCUUCGGUGGACCCCAGGCCACACCAGGCUCCUUCCUACCGGCCCCCCUUUCUGUCCCAAUGCCCCCGGUCCCCCAGUGGUGUUGUCCUGUCCCUCCGUUUCCUCAGCCACCCUACCGGUGA
Spirometra erinaceieuropaei is the source of this 3069-nucleotide messenger RNA. Lineage: Eukaryota; Metazoa; Platyhelminthes; Cestoda; Diphyllobothriidea; Diphyllobothriidae. The record is from the annotation of a GenBank genome assembly.